GACCACCAAAAAAUUUGAAGUUCAAUGUUCUAUUAUUUAAUAAUUCAUCCUAACAUAUUAGUUUGGUUUGUCAAUAUUUGUCUUUAGUAAAAGUUACACAUUUCUAAUUAUGUCGCUGCUUUUACUUCGAAUAAAGAUUCUAAAGUGUUUAGUUUGAAUUUUGAAUCUUUAAAAAUUAGAAGCUAAAGUUGACGUACUUUUAAAAUCACAAAAUAUAAUCAUGGAUUUAUUUCCAUUCAAUUUUCCAAUGACGUUUCUCAAAACUGCAGGAAUUUGGCAAGACAGAAAUGUCACAUUGAUCUACAAACUUUAUGGACUAGUUAUGCAUCUUUUCUUUCUCGAUCAAAGCAUCGUUUUGCUUACAAUUCUCCUCGGGCAUUUAGUGAUAGAUCAAGAUAUGAUUGAAUUUACAGAAGUAUUCAGCAAAUCAUUGAGUAUCUAUCUUACAACUAUAAAAUCAUUUAUUUUUAUCAUCAACAUUGAAAAGAUUAAAUCUUUGAUGCAAAAAUUGUCUAAGUUACUUAAAUUCAGUAACUAUGGGAACAAAGAACGUCCAUUAAUAAUUCAUUAUGAGACCAAAAUAUCAAAACUUACAAGAUAUAAUUAUAAUUUUCAUUUUGUGAUAUGCACAUUGAGUGUAAUCAUGGCGAUUCUUUCAAGUGAUCGUCGCUUGCCUUUUAAGACAUGGGCCUAUGUGGAUUAUAAGAAUAGUGAUGGUGCUUACAUGUUUAUGAACUGCGGUGUCUAUUUAAUAUCAUUGUAUACAACAGGAAUCAACAGCAUGUUGGACUUCUAUCCACUAAUCUUUAUGUGUUAUAUUAUUGGUAUGUUAGAGGAACUAGGAAGCUACUUAAAAGUUGUUAAAUUUCAGGAACAUGUGAGGAACAAUCACAAAUAUUCAAACUUUUCUAAAAAGAUUGAAGAAUUCUCAAUUUUUGACAAAAUCUUAUCAAAUCCAAAAAAGUAUGAAGAAUCAAAAAUAAAUAAAGGAACAGUUGACUUACGAACAUGCAUAAGCUAUCACAUAAAAAUUAAAGAUUUUUGUAAUGAUGUGUCAGGAAACUAUGCUUUGCAUUUCAUGGUUCAAGGAUUUUUCAGUUCGUUGAUUCUGUGCUCAACAAUAUUUCAUUUGACUAAGAUAACAUUUGCAGAAGACAGUGGCUUGUUCCUUACAACUCUAAUGUACGCCAUCAUCAUGAUUUUACAAAUCUUACUUCCAUGUCACUUUGGAAACAUAAUAUUCUAUAAAUCACAUGAAAUAUCGAUGAAUCUAUUCCAUUCAGACUGGAUAUAUGGAGAUAGAACUUACACUAAGAAUGUAAAGUUGAUCAUGGAAAUUAUGAAGACUCCUAUGAGGAUCAAAGUUUAUGGAUUCUUUAGUGUUGAUUAUGAAAUUUUCAAAUCUGUAUGCAAUUUUGCUUAUUCGAUGUAUGCUGUGCUGAAUAAGAAGCAAAAUUAAGAGUCUGAGGGUUUGACACUAGAUGAAGUUCAGUUAUGAAGUACAACAUCAAAUAAGUAAGAUGGUUUCUAAAGCUUGGAUGCGACAGAGUGAUGAAAGAUGCUUAGUAGAAAUUAUUUGUCAAUAACAACUUACAAAAGUGAUAAUGACUUCAAGAUGAUCAAGCAAAUUGCACAUUUUUUCACAGGAAGACACUUAAACUUUUUAUUCUAAACACAUUAAACUGCAAAUAAU
Molecule: messenger RNA, 1693 nt
Organism: Chironomus riparius
Lineage: Eukaryota; Metazoa; Arthropoda; Insecta; Diptera; Chironomidae
Source: the annotation of a GenBank genome assembly